Messenger RNA from Gossypium raimondii (Peruvian cotton), 2066 nucleotides. RefSeq names its product calcium-dependent lipid-binding protein. NCBI's taxonomy places the organism in Eukaryota, Viridiplantae, Streptophyta, Magnoliopsida, Malvales, Malvaceae. Bases 312 to 1805 code for a protein of 497 amino acids. The transcript is spliced from 12 exons. The record is from RefSeq and is a predicted model, not a curated record. Gene Ontology annotation, cellular component: endoplasmic reticulum. Gene Ontology annotation, molecular function: lipid binding.
CAAUGCGGAAGAUUUUUAAAGGCAAAGAAAUGAGUCUCUCUAUUGUCUCUUCUCUUUCAUUGAUUCUCAUCCAGUCCAGCCAUGGCCUACAUAUAACUUGAAUGCUUCAAUCUUUUAACUUUUCAUUGUUCUUUCCUGUCCCAACGCCCUCAUCCAACUUGUUUGAUAGAGGCGUUUUUUAUAUUUGAACCAAAAAAAAAACGAUCACUGUUUUUUCUCCUACGCAGAGGAGAGAUUAAAUCACUGUUUCCGAAUAAUUUGGAGUAAGCUUUACAAAGAAGAGAAGAAGAAUCCAAGUUUUCUCAACGAAAAUGGGGCUGAUUUCGGGGAUUUUGCUGGGGAUAAUCUUCGGGAUUUCAUUGAUGGCUGGCUGGCGUCAUAUGAUGAGGUACCGAAGCACCAAGAGAAUCGCCAAGGCAGCUGAUAUAAAAGUUCUUGGAGCUCUCAACAGGGAUGAUCUUAAGAAAAUUUGCGGCGAUAAUUUUCCUGAAUGGAUAUCUUUUCCUGUCUAUGAACAGGUGAAGUGGCUGAACAAGCAAUUGAGCAAAUUAUGGCCUUCUGUAGCAGAGGCAGCAUCGGCAGUCAUCAAAGAAUCUGUUGAACCACUCUUGGAAGAAUAUCGACCUCCAGGAAUUACUUCACUGAAGUUUAACAAAUUGUCUCUCGGCACUGUUGCUCCCAAGAUUGAAGGUGUUCGUGUUCAGAGCCUUAAGAAAGGUCAAAUCACAAUGGAUAUUGAUUUCCGGUGGGGUGGUGAUCCAAGUAUAAUUUUAGGUGUUGAAGCAGCACUUGUUGCUUCAAUACCAAUUCAGUUAAAGGAUCUUCAAGUUUUCACUGUUAUUCGUGUCAUCUUCCAGCUUGCUGAAGAGAUACCUUGUAUUUCUGCUGUAGUCGUUGCUCUCCUUUCUGAGCCCAAGCCUAGAAUUGAUUACACUCUGAAGGCUGUUGGUGGAAGCUUAACAGCAAUUCCAGGAAUUUCAGAUAUGAUUGAUGAUACUGUGAAGACAAUUGUCACAGACAUGCUUCAGUGGCCACAUAGAAUUGUUGUUCCAAUUGGUGGUAUACCAGUUGAUACAAGUGAAUUAGAGCUGAAACCGGAGGGAAGGCUGACAGUUACAGUAGUCAAAGCUAAUGAUUUGAAGAACAUGGAAAUGAUUGGAAAGUCUGAUCCUUAUGUGGUUGUAUACAUUCGACCUUUGUUCAAGGUUAAAACAAAAGUCAUCGACAACAACCUGAAUCCUGUUUGGAAUCAAACUUUUGAGUUGAUUGCAGAAGAUAGAGAGACACAGGCACUAACUGUAGAGGUUUUUGACCAGGACAUUGGGCAAGACAAGAGAUUAGGAAUUGCAAAAUUCCGUUUGAUUGAAUUGGAACCUGAGACACCAAAGGAGAUUACUCUGAAUCUUCUAUCCUCACUCGAUACACUUAAAGUAAAAGAUAAGAAGGACAGAGGAAACUGCACCAUUAAGCUUUUGUACCAUCAGUUCAACAAGGAGGAACAACUGAUUGCUUUAGAGAAAGAAAAGAGGAUCCUCGAAGAAAGAAAGAAAUUGAAAGAAGCUGGAGUUAUAGGAAGCACAAUGGAUGCACUUGAUGGAGCAGCGUCGUUGGUUGGUACCGGUAUCGGUGCUGGAGUUGGUGCUGGAGUUGGGAUUGUUGGGAGUGGCCUUGGAGCUGUUGGCAGUGGACUGAGCAAAGCCGGAAAAUUCAUGGGCAGGACCUUUACGGGGCAUUCCAGCAAGAGAAGUGGAAGCUCAACUCCGGUGAAUAGCAUCCACGAAAAUGGUGGUGCAAAGCCACUUUAACUUUCCAAUGGCGAUGCAUGUGGUUUGGGUCAUGAUUGUUUGAACCAAAACUGGCCUGUUUGAUGGAGAACUGGUUGAUAUACCAGUCUGGACAAAGGAGUUUAAUCAAUUUUUGAGUGAAUUGCUCUGAAUUGGUUGAAUCACAGAUUCAUUCUAAAAUUCAUGAUUUGGGUCUAAUCUAAAAAGUGGUUGUAAAAUGUUACUACAAUUGUUAAUCAAGCCGCUGAACUAAAUCUUGAAAUUUUAGUUAUCAUGAUAUAA